Molecule: messenger RNA, 609 nt
Organism: Nicotiana tabacum (common tobacco)
Lineage: Eukaryota; Viridiplantae; Streptophyta; Magnoliopsida; Solanales; Solanaceae
Product: actin-depolymerizing factor 10-like
Biological process (GO): actin filament depolymerization
Cellular component (GO): actin cytoskeleton
Molecular function (GO): actin binding
Source: RefSeq, a predicted model, not a curated record
AAUAUUUCUACAACACACACUUUUGCCCUCUUUCCUUCUCCUGUUUUUUCCUAACUUUGCUUCCUUUUCAUUGUUUGCAGAAGCUAAUUCCAUUGUUCGCCGCUUAUCCAAAUGGCGAAUUCGGCAUCAGGGAUAGCAGUGAGUGAUGAGUGCAAGCUGAAAUUCAUGGAGUUGAAAGCAAAAAGGAACUACAGAUACAUAGUGUUCAAGAUUGAGGGUCAGCAAGUUGUUGUUGACAAGGUUGGCGAACAAGGAGAGACUCAUCAAGAUUUUUCCAACAGCUUGCCUUCCAAUGAAUGCCGCUAUGCUGUUUUUGACUAUGAUUACACUACUGAUGAAAAUGUCCAGAAAAGCAAGAUCUUCUUCGUUGCUUGGUCACCAGAAACAGCAAGAGUAAGAAGUAAGAUGCUGUAUGCAAGUUCCAAAGAUAGAUUCAGGAGAGAAUUUGAUGGUGUCCAAGUUGAGUUGCAAGCUACUGAUCCAAGUGAAAUGAGCUUGGAUACCUUCAUUGGCAGAGCUCGCUGAUCGAAAUUUGUCUUUAAUUUCCCCUCUACAUAUACUGUCGGGCCUUUUUAUUCAGUCACUACUACAAGCAUAUGCUAUAUGCCC